This is a messenger RNA of Penicillium cinerascens, 642 nucleotides long. RefSeq lists its product as uncharacterized. The record is from RefSeq and is a predicted model, not a curated record. Lineage: Eukaryota; Fungi; Ascomycota; Eurotiomycetes; Eurotiales; Aspergillaceae. The transcript is spliced from 3 exons. Bases 1 to 642 code for a protein of 213 amino acids.
AUGUCCUUCUACCCGCCGGGAUGGGACUACAAUCGGGUCUUAAAUGCAUCUGAUGAUGAGAUUAUGGGCUUAACAGACGAACAACAUACAACGAUGUUCAAUGGUCUCAGCGAAGCUGGUCUUUUUGACUAUGUGAUGGAGAGGCUCGGGCUGCUGCGGAUGCCCAAAAACCAGAAAGAUGAAAAGCUAGCGCAGCGAGAGGGUUUUUCUCCCUACCUAGAUAGCUUAAAAAAUGGUUUCAAGUUCUCUGAUCAAUGGUCCGCUUGGGGGUUUGUUAUAUUCCGCACUUGCUAUUAUGGACCAACUCAUGAAGCUCUUUGGGCCGAAUUUCGCGAUCGCUGGGACCUGAUUAUGCAGCAGGAAAUUGCGGAGUAUCACAAUUACCAUCCUAAACUGGAUCGAGCGAUCGAAUUGCGGAAGAACCGCUGGGUAGAAGAUCCUACUUUGGAUGGCGCCUCGCCUCAAGAGGUUUCGCGGCGCUUUGAUGAGAUGUGGCCAAAUCUCUCUCGUGGAUAUGCCACUUCUAUCUGCCUCAUGGUCACGCCGGACUCUUUGGAAUCGAUUCUGAACUCGCCUCUUCCGUCUUCAGCCCCUCAACUUAAUCUCAAUGUGAUCAACAAGUGCAGAGCUCCAAAAAUAUAG